Chaetura pelagica (chimney swift) is the source of this 1497-nucleotide messenger RNA. It is a transcript of the gene MCAM, whose product is annotated as melanoma cell adhesion molecule. Gene Ontology annotation, cellular component: plasma membrane. Lineage: Eukaryota; Metazoa; Chordata; Aves; Apodiformes; Apodidae. The record is from RefSeq and is a predicted model, not a curated record. Gene Ontology annotation, biological process: angiogenesis. Bases 1 to 1497 code for a protein of 498 amino acids. The transcript has 14 exons.
AUGGGCGAGGGCCAGGGCUGUUGGGGUGUCCUCAGCUGGCUGGAGAGCGCGGAGUACGCGGGGCGGCUGUCGCUGGGGGGGGACGGGGCCCUGUCCAUCAGCAGGGUGACAAUGCAGGAUGCCAAGACCUUCAUCUGCCAGGUGGUGACAGACAGCCACGGCACGGCUGAGAACCACACCGAGCUCUAUGUGUACAAGGUCCCCGAGGUUCCUGAGAUUUUGGCCUACCCAGGAGGCAUCUCUGUGCAGAGCAGCAGCUUAUCAGAGAUUGCCCAGUGUGUGAGCAGGAACAGCUUUCCACCCCCCAACAUCACCUGGCACAAGAAUGGGGAGCAGCUGCAGCCAGAGGAUAAUAGUGAGACCCUGGAGUCCCGGCGGGUCAACAUCACCGUUUUCUACCCCGCGGAGCACGUGAAUCUGCAGGUGAAACCGUCCCCGGCGCUGGUGAAGGAAGGGGAUGAUGUGCAGCUGGUCUGUGAGGCUGAUGGGAACCCAGCACCUGUCUUCAGUUUCUACAAAAGAGAGCUGGAGGACAACUGGCAGGACCUGUCCUCUCUGUCAGACGCCAACACUGGGGUGUUGGACCUGCACCAUGUGACUAAGAACAGCAGCGGCUUGUACAAGUGCCAGACCCUGGACUUGGAUGACAUGAGACAGAUGGAGAGGGAUGUGGAGCUCGUUGUGAACUACAUUGAAGGGGUCCGUGUGGAGAUGGAUCCAUCCUCACCCGUUCAGGAAGGGGGAAGUGUGAGGCUGAGCUGCAGUGCCCACAGCCCCGUGGCCCUGGCCUACCAGUGGAAGAAUGAGAAGAACGUGAAUGUUGGAGAAGGGAACCAGCUGGUACUGAAGAACCUCACCUUCGAAAACUCCGGCAACUUCAGCUGCAAAGUGACGGCCCCGAGCGUGCAGGGGCUGGAGCAGACCCAGCAGGUGGCAGAGGCCGUGCACGGGAAGCCACGGAUCGUGGCCAUCAGCUCCCCCGUGUACGUGCGGCAGGACGAGGUGGUGAACCUGACCUGCAAGGCCAUCGGUGUCCCCUCGCCCUCCUUCCGCUGGAGUGUCAGUGGGAUGGCUCACGAGUACGUUGAGAACCAGCACAUCACCAGCAACCUGACCGUGCGUGUGAACCCUGAGCUGCUGCGGAAAGGAGCCAAGUGCACGGUCUUCAACACCCUGGGCUCCAUGGAGGAGAGCAUCCAGCUGCUGAAUCAAAAGACACCAGAGAGCAAAGGGGUGAUCAUCGUGGCCAUCAUCAUCUGCAUCCUGGUGGUGGCUGUGCUGGGCUCUGUCAUCUACUUCCUGCACAAGAAAGGCAAGAUCCCCUGUGGCCGUUCUGGGAAACAGGACAUCACAAAGCCAGAGGCACGUAAAGACAAGAUUGUAGUUGAAGUUAAGUCAGAUAAGCUUUCCGAAGAGGCUGGGCUCCUGCAGGGUGCCAACGGCGAGAAGAGAUCUGCCGCUGACCAGAGCGAGAAAUACAUCGAUCUGAGAAACUAA